Thunnus maccoyii (southern bluefin tuna) is the source of this 3017-nucleotide messenger RNA. Its product is annotated as RNA-binding protein with serine-rich domain 1-like. The transcript is spliced from 7 exons. Bases 83 to 952 code for a protein of 289 amino acids. NCBI's taxonomy places the organism in Eukaryota, Metazoa, Chordata, Actinopteri, Scombriformes, Scombridae. Gene Ontology annotation, molecular function: RNA binding. Gene Ontology annotation, cellular component: cytoplasm; ASAP complex; nucleoplasm. Gene Ontology annotation, biological process: mRNA splicing, via spliceosome. The record is from RefSeq and is a predicted model, not a curated record.
UUUCAUUCAGCUUUGAAUCUUUUUUUUCCUUGAAAAGUAAUCUAUAGAGGGAAAAGAUUGUCAUCACUUGACAAGAGCAUCAAUGAACUGUCUGGACCCCCUUCCCUUCUUCAUAGUGAUCAUAUGGGCGCCUUCACCAACAAAGAGGAAGGAGGAUGAAAAGAGUAAACAGCGAGGUAAAGAGAAAUCAGGAACCACAAAAGAAGGGGCUGACAAAGACCGGGGUAGAGAGAAGAACCGUUCACGACGCAGUGCUUCCAGUGGGAGCAGCAGGUCCAGCUCCAGCUCCAGCAGCAGCUCAGGUUCCAGCUCGGGCUCUUCCAGCGGCUCCAGUUCCUCUGCCUCUAGCCACUCGGGCUCCUCCAGCUCCCGCUCAUCUUCCUCCUCCUCCUCAUCGUCCUCGCCGAGCCCCAGCCGGCAGCGCCACAACAACAGACGACGCUCACGCUCAAAGUCUAAAUCAGCAAAGAAGGAUGACCGGGACCGACGACGGAGGAGUCCCACUCCUAAACCCACCAAGGUCUACCUGGGCCGGCUGACCAGAAAUGUCAUCAAGGAACACAUCCAGGAGAUCUUCUCCACCUAUGGCAAGAUCAAGAUGAUCGACAUGCCCAUGAACCGCGUCCACCCUCACCUGUCCAAGGGCUACGCUUAUGUAGAGUUUGAGACCCCUGAGGAGGCAGAGAAGGCGCUUAAACACAUGGACGGAGGUCAGAUUGAUGGUCAGGAGAUCACAGUCACAGCUGUACUGGCUCCUACAGUGCGCCCUCCACCUCGCAGGCUGUCUCCUCCUCGCCGGAUGCCUCCUCCACCUCCGAUGUGGCGACGCACUCCACCUCGAAUGAGGAGAAGAUCUCGGUCUCCACGGCGACGCUCUCCGGUGCGUCGCAGGUCUCGAUCACCCGGCCGCCGCCGUCACCGGUCACGCUCCAGUUCCAACUCCUCCCGCUAGAGAUCAGGAAACCCCUCCUCCUCCCUUCUGGAUCUGUUCGUCUGCUGUGUCCUUUUGUUUAAAACAAACAUGAAAGAAACAUUUUUAUGGUUAACCGUCACACAUCCAAACCACUACUGUGUACCCUGGGUAGAUUGUUAGAGCCAGUGUUUUAUGCUCAUUUAAAACUGAGAAAAAGGUGCUAUAUGUACGAAUUGGCCACCUGUCAAAUUCAUACUUCACAUUCCAAACCAAUUAGGGGCAGCAUAUCACCAGAAAGUUGGGAUGUCUGUUCCAUUACACUACGUGAGCACCGAAUCAAUAGUGCUUUAUCAGUGCUCUGUUAGUUAGCAAACAAAGUUACUAGGACUAAGACUAAGUAUGAUAGCAAUAUCAAUUCAUUGCUAACGUUUGCUUGAAUGAAUCUAAUCUAGAAGAAGUAACGCUACCCUCUCAUGUUGGACUGAGGGCAGACUGCAUGCUAACAGUGACCUCUUGAGGGACAAAGUGGUAUUACGAGACAAAACACCCGGGGCCGGGGCUAGCUGGUUAGCAUGCUAACUUCAGUAGACUGUAUCUCUACAACAUAAUAGAUAGACGUCUUUGACAUAACGUCAAAACUGUUAUGUCUUCACAUUCUGUUGAUAAUGUGUUAAUUUUUGAAUGUUUUAUACUAAAAUUCUUACAUAUAUCCCAUUUAAAGCAGCUGUAAAGGUAAAUGGCAGUUUUCUGGUGGAGACUGGAGAAACUCUCCAACUGUACUCCACAAGGCAGCUUCCUACACCCACUGUCAAUGUUAAGUAGAGGUUCUUUGUUGAGAAUGACAAAUAUUGGGAUUUUCUGACACUAUCAGUUGACAAAUGGAAAUAUCUGUUACCUCUUUUUAUUAGUAGCCUAGUUCAAUUUUUUGAUUCAAAAUGGGUAGAUUUAGGCAGUCAAAUGCCAGAAAAACAAAAUACAGUUGAAGACUAAAAAUAUACUUUGUCAAAAGUUCUAUAAUGUCCUUGCUUUAAAAGAUUGCUCACACAAAUUUGAGUUCAAUCCACUACUGCAUCUUGUUUUUAUAUUGAUGGUCUGUCAUGUAUUUUAGUGUUUGCAUGGAGUCAUGGAGCAAAUCAGCAACUCCUGGGAACACAUAAAUAACUCUGUUUUCUCAUCACUAAACGUUACUUAAAAUAAUCCUACAGUACAAUCCAUCUGGCACUACAUGUCCACUUUUGGGGCUGUCUAGAGUCAUUUUUUUUUAUUAAAUUACAGAUUUUAAAUGGUGCUAAUGGUCAUAAUUUAGGUCUAAAUCAGUCCUUUUUUUAAAAAAAAAAAAAAAAACAGUUCCUACUGUAACCGUCCUUUUCAAUUUAGAAAUCACACAGUGAAUCUGAUACUAUGGCCAUAAAGAGUCAAGAGGAGGUUGGACAAAAAGACAGAAAUAUCACAUAAUACAGUAGCCCUGCAGUAAAUGGCAAUCUGGUGAUGUUUAUGCUGUUCAUCUUUUGUUUACACUCUCAGAAGCAGGGAUGGGAUGGGGCUGGAAUGCUGUAACAGCUGUUGUCUUAAUGGUCUUUCCUUGGACGUGACAUAUGCUGUCAUUUUGCAGCUUUCCCCCUCAUCGUAUGAUAGAAUUAGCAGGAGUGUGUGAGUGAUGCUGCAGCGUCAUGGCUUACAGUAAAUCCCAAUUACAAAGGCAGCUAUACAAGUGAGUCAUAUUAAGAUAAAUACCAGAUAGAAGUGUGUUUCUGCUUUAAUACACUGUAAGUCUAAAAAUGACAAUGACUGUUGUAUUGUCAGAUUCUUUAAAAAGAGCCCAAAUUACUGGUACAUCAGGAAUUUCUGUUCUUUUUUCCACCUGCUUUUUGUGUAUCACACUGUGAUCUCCUGAUCCAGACGUUUGCGGUUUUAGAUUUGGGAGUGAGAGUUGUGUUUUUUUCUUUCUUUUUUUCUCUGUGGUGGACUGAUAAAACCAGCGUGACCUGUGUGUGUCUGUGUAAUUAUAUGCGUUUUCCACAAAUCUCAUUUUGUAUAGCUAGCUAAGUGUGUGGUUCAACUUGCGGCUUGACAAUAAAGGUCUUGGUUUGAACUUUAAAAAACA